CAGACCCCGUCAGCUGGGAGCAUUCAGUGUGCCAGUCAGCUGAGACUUCUCCACAUGGGGCGUGGGGGCUUGAAAGCUUUCUUCCUGAUGAGCCUCCUUAAUCACCAUCCUCCUGAGCAAGGAAGGGAGGAAGUUGCUCCGGAACAGAGAACUGCUGAGCUGAGCUCGACAAGGAAGGGAGGUAACUGAAAGCAAGAGAGAGGCCUCAAAAUAACUCUCCCUUCCUUAUCCUUGCUCCAUUCUGGGACAGAGCAUGAUCCAUCCGGUCCUGCUUCCUGCCUCUCCCAGGGAAUUAUGCCCAAAGCUGGAAGGAUGCUGCUGUGAUGGGAGCAAGCACACUGAGGGCCAGUGGAAAGAGAAGAUGGACACCUUCAGCACCAAGAACUUGGUUCUGCAGGCUCAGAAAAAGCUCCUGAGCAAGAUGGCCUCCAAGACUAUGGCGAACAUCUUCAUCGAUGACACCAGCAGCGAGGUUCUGGAUGAGCUGUACCGGGUCACCAAGGAGUUCACCCACAACCGCAAGGAGGCCCAGAAGAUCAUCAAGAACCUGAUCAAGAUCGUCAUGAAGCUGGGGGUGCUGUACCGCAAUCGGCAGUUCAGCGCCGACGAGCUGCGGCUGAUGGAGCACUUCCGCAAGAAAGUGCACACGCUGGCCAUGACCGCCGUCAGCUUCUACCAGAUAGACUUCACCUUCGACCGCCGGGUCAUGUCCGGCGUGCUGAACGAGUGCCGCGACCUGCUCCACCAGGCCGUCAACACCCACCUGACGGCCAAGUCCCACUCCAGGAUCAAUCACGUCUUCAACCACUUUGCGGACUACGAGUUCCUGUCGGCGCUGUACGGACCUUCCGAACCCUACCGCACCCACCUGCAGAGGAUCUGUGAAGGGGUCAACAAAAUGCUGGAUGAGGACAACAUAUGAACCAGCAAAGACAAGGCCUGAGAGCAACUGUUUGGCUCUUUGCCUGGCUCUCUUCCACCUGGACUCUCCAGGCUGCAUUCUGGUGUCCGUGAAUUCAACGGCAAGACGUCUGUUGUUUUCAGUGGGGUCAGGCCUUCUCACGCACUCUUUCUCCACAGUGCUAAACGUCUUGCUCUUUCCUUUUUUUUUCUCAUGAAGACCAAGGACUCUUCACUGUCUGUCUAAAUGAGGUUACAAUCUGCUACUUGUCUUGGUAGCCGGAAUCUCUUCACCUCACUUUAGCUCCCUAAUGAAAUUAAAAUGAGACAAAGCAGCUUCCGUCUCUACCCCACUGGGGCACAACCACACCAAAGGCGGGGUUGUUUGUCUGAGUGAGACUGGAGCAAAUGCUCUUCUUUGCACUGGCUUGAUAUCCGCUUUGGAACCCAGCCCAGUGUCUCUAACCCAUCAGAGGCCAAGCCCCACAGUACAGGAGCUCUCUGGGUAAAGGACCUUGGUCUCACUGUAUAUAUGUUUAUCCACCAAGUGCUCUUAAAUUCAGAGUCCAAGGAGUCCUGCUGUAGCAGAAUCUCUCUCACUUCUAAAUCUAUUUUAAUUCUGGUGAGGGAGGGGAACCCACUUUGUCUUGUGUGUAACUUUUUUUUUUUUUUUUUUUUUUUUCUUAGUUAAGAUUAAUUCAAGCAGAGAGCAUGGAGGAGUGGUUCAGAUGCCCCUGCCACUGCCAAGAUGUAAGGCUGUCUAUCCUGGAGUUCAAACCAUGCUGGCUGGGUUUCCCUGGCCAGCAUAGAAAAGGAUGAGCCAUAUUCUAAAAUGCUUUACAAACCCAUGCUAUGGUUUAGCACCCCUCAGCCGGGGAAAGUGUAUUAGCACCUUGCAAGCAAGAAUUGGGUUGUGGUGUUUACCUCACUAUUGUCUCCUGGGGGGGCAAGUUAUGGAUAGUGGGAGGAUUUCACAUAGGGAUGGACCCUGCUUGGAUGGAUCACCCCACAAGUCGAACCCUGCACGGAUACAAAAUUGGUAUCCGCAUCCACAAAUAUGGUCUGCGGAUAUCUGCAGGUUUGCAGGGCCCUACCCACAGGGUCCCAGGAUGGGGAGGGACCCUUGAAGGGGGGAGAGGCUGCAGCGAGGGUGGUCAGGUUGAGACACUGUUGUUGUGGUUCAAAGCUUAACACAGGUCAGGCCUAAACUAGGGGGUGCAGCAAGAAGUGGCCAUGCUCCAGGUACCACUUGCCCCCCUGACUGUUGCCCAGUGAAUACUUUGGGCUAGUUACAGAGGCAGCCUCUUCCUUCGAACUGAGAAUGGUGGAGCAUUAUUUUCUGUCCAUGUUCCUUUCCUAGAGGGGAAAAGAGGAGUCUGUAUUUUCAAACCAAAUAGCAAAUGUGUACUUUCCUCCUUCUCCUCUGAAAUCCAAACUGAAUUUCUCUGUCGUCAGCCCCUCCGGCUGAUUAUAUCAAUGUAACUGUUUAGAUUUGGUCCUCGGAGGCUUUCCCUAGUAUGUCGUAGGUUGGAGACAUCUUAGAUUCCAAUAAAUUAAAAAAAAAACAAAAAAAAAACCCCAACCACGUAGCCCUGGUGAGUUACUGAAAUAAAGUUGUCUCUUCCACCGGAGUGCAGUACAGGGUUUGGCUACAAAUGCUGUAAGUAAGCAGGGUGCAUGGCUGGCAGGUGCUCGCAGAGCUUUUGCUUUUUAAACAGAAGUACUAGCCUAAGGCCUUUUCCUUUUCUGCACCAGGGUUCUGCCUAGGAAAGCAGAGGUGCAGAACUGUGUACCUCUCGGUGCAGCAGCAAAGGCUGAGGGGCCCUGGGGCAUCCAGGGAUCCUACCCACGUUCAUGUGAGUGGAGGGCAUUUAACCCCAUGCAGGGCUGGGCCGCUGGGGAGCAGGAGCUCAGAUUAGGCACUUUGUGUGUCACCUCGGACAGCCCCCGCUCUUUAGAAUGUGUGUGACUCUGAACCACAGCCCUGCUUACUAAUCCCAACCUUUUACCUAGCGUCUUUCAUCUGUGGCUCUCAAAGUGCUUUACAAAGGACAUCAGUAGCAUUGUCUCUAUUUAUGGAUAGGGAAACGGAGGCACACAACUGGGAGGUGAAUUGCCCAAGGUCCCCAAGAGAACUGAGAAUAGAACCCAGCUCUCCGGAGCCCCAGGCAAGUGCUCUGUUCACUGAGCCACACGGCCUCCAGUUCAGGACUAUGGUGCUCCAGCCCUUAACCAUCCACUUUCAUCCACAGAGCAGGUACAAGGUGGGCAGCGGCUGGGCAAGCUUCCCUCUUCCCCUCCCCCAGCCCUGAUGGGGAGGGGCUGUUUCUAGAGGGCAAGAAGGUAGUUAGGUCAUCACCCCCUGCUAACUUGAUGCCAGGAGGGGUCAAUUGUGGUGGUCACCUAUUCACUGGGAAUUAGCCCCCAGACCAGUGGAGACCAGCUGCAGCACUGUCAAUUAGGUGAUUCCAUAAUCCCAUUGGCCAGCCCUUCAAGUCAUCCAGCCACCCUUCUUUUAAAUAAAGUUUGACAGCUUUACUGUACUGCCACCAUUCAACCAGGGGCCCGACUUCCAAUGCGAACGAGAACACGUGAGCCGAGGGGCUGCGGGGCGGUUGUUCCCCUUUGGCACGCAAACCCGAGCGCUGAGUUCUGCAGCAGCGUUACCACAGUUCUGUUGCCACGCUAUGGGGCAGCCCCAGAUAAAUCCUCUGUUUGGCUUCUCGCUCUUUUAAGAACGAACUAAAGGCAGGGGGUGAAAGCACCUUUCUCGCCAAGAGCACGGUCUGAACCGGAUGCCGCCAUCCAGGGCCUGUCUUCAGCACUCUGAUCUCUGCAUUGUGCUUUGAAAAUGGUCCUUUAAGCAGAGCAGCUGCUUCACAAAGGCAGCCUUGCCUUAUCUCAGUGACCUCCUGUUCCAAAGGAUGUCUGCAGGCGCAGCAGCUCUGGCCUUCAGAAGCUUGCUCAUGCUAACCCGGUAGAUUUAGAGCAGUGAGCAGCUGGGCCCCUCUCAUACACAGCUCCUUUUCUGCUGCUGGGUCGAGGCACUGAUAAAUUUCAGGCUUUUAAAAUUGCAAAGCCCCAGCCUCCUGUGUUUAAUUUGGCUUAUUCCGAACUAUUGCAGCUAAUGUAAUUGUGCAAAGCAGCUGGGGAUGCAGGGGAACGGAGUGGCUACAGGUGCAUGAAUAUAAGAGCCCAGGGGCAUGCUGUGUACAGCAGCUCUUCACCUCUGGGGCUCUCAGUUAUAAAAGUUUGCAAGCGGAGGUUUAAUCCCUAUUACUUUACCAUCCUGCGCCUGUCAGUCUGUGCUGAUGAGAGGCCCAGGCCUGGAACAGCCUGUCAAUAGGCAGCUAGCAUAUUGGCAGAUGUGCAGAGAGAAACCGAAGCGGAACCGGUCUGAUUGAUGCGGCAGCAAAGGGCUGGAGCGCUGACAGGAAAAUGCUUUACUGCUCUGUUCUCAGCAUCAUUUAUGUGGAACGUCUCUGUGGUGAAAAGUUCUCUGGACUCAGCAAGAGUCCUCAGUCAUGAGUCACUGAUAUGACCGUGCAUGAUGUGGCAUACCUCCAAACUCACCAGGAACAUGUCUAUAUAGCAACUAUACAAGGAGGAUCCCUCAGACAUGGGCCUUGCCUGGAACUUCCAUUUUUUCCCCAAUUGACACCCCCCCCCACCAAUCUCCCCCUCUCUGUCUUUGAGAGCUAUGAGUUCUCAGCAUCUCUGGAAAUCAGGUAGGCUUCUAAAAACCUCAGUACAAGGGAGCAACCGACUUCCGAAGAACACGUGGACUCUACAGAAUGUCCCUAACUACUGUCCAACAGACAAGUGACCCAGCAACAGCUACUGGGAGAAUGGGACAAACUCACAGAGCUAGUGUUGUCUUUGCACCAUGGCUGGGGCCUACAAUAGAUGAUGAAAUGUCUGAUACAGCUUCUCACAGGCGGAUGGAUUCAAUGUUGCAAUUGACCCUUUGCAUUCUAGGUUUCUCAGGCAUAGAUCGUGGGUUAUCUCCCUGACCUUCAGUGGCCUUUGUCUUGUGACAUGUCAACCUCCCAACCAAGGAGACCCAGUAUGAGGAUUUGCAGGUGUCUCCUGACUGGAUGUCAAACUGACGAGCAAAGGCUAUUCCACACUCUGGGCUUCCAAUCACAGAGACAGUAAGAAGCUGGAACAGCAAGAGCAACCAACCUAAGUGAACCUGGAGACAUGAUGCUUUACUUUAUUUUAUUUUUUAUAUACCUAUGAAGGGAAUUCUGGAUUCCUUCACAGUUAUUAGUCUAAAUAAGAAAAUCACUUCAGUAUAUACGAAAAUAGUCCCAGAAUUGUAUUGAAUAAUGGAUGCCCCAUUAGAUGGAUUUCUGUGUUGUAUCGGAAUAAACAAGGCCUGUGUGAACCUCACAGCUCUGCUUUUCUUAUGCCAAGGUACCAAAUUCUGAUCUGCGCAACAGGGCAGAGUUUCCUCCUCAGCUCACCAAAUGCUGUUCUUUGGUGAUCACCCGCCAGAUAGUAAAGUGAAUGGGUUUGGCCAGUUCUGUACCCCCCCCAUAUUACCCAUUUAAUCUGUUCUUCCUGUCACGCUUCUGGGCAGAAAUCUUAUUCCCUCUCCAGAGACUAGAGAGUUAACUACUUUCCUUUAGCAAACCCUGCUCCUUAUCUUUCUGCAUUGCUCUGCUUAGCAAGGAAGAUAAGGAGACACAGCUAGAGGAGAGCUUUACCCUAUUCAGCUGAUCACUGAAGCAGAAAGCAGGCAACUGAAUGGCUGGCUACAGAUCAAGAAUCUCUGAGGAAGUCUCCAGCUGCAAAGGCUUCUAGCACCUCAGGCACAUGGUUACUCUGACACAAGACAGGGUGUCUGACUUAACACCUCCAAGUCUAGUUCAGAGCGGACCCCGAUAUACUUCUAUGUGGGAAACAGGAAAGAACACCCUAGACAACCAGCAAUUAAGAACAAGUCCCCUUUAUCCAUCAAGCUUCUCCAGCUGAGAGACAAGCCCCUUCCCUAGGUCCCCGGAUCACAACUCAUCAUGGGGCGUUUUCGCUACAAUCACUAGUUUGGACAGUUCGGAACGGAACUUGCCUUCUUUGUGAGCCACUGGAAUGAGAGAAAACACACAACAGGGAGUAAAUGGACGAUGAAGCAUUAACUAUUAGAACCCCCGCUUCCUUCCAAGAGAUCGAGGGGGCAAAUCAAAAACUGAACUGCACUGAUCACCUUCUACAAUGUGGAGUGCAUUUGCAGCGUUUCUGAAAUGCAGCCACCAUGGGCGCAUGUGGCCACCAGGGACUUUUCUUGCAGCCACAGCCUCCUGGACUGUUAUUGGAGGGUAGGGAAGUAGAGACCCCUCCCUGUUGCUCCAAGAUGCACCACCUUGGUGUUGGUUGCUGGGGCUGCCAGCAGGGGUUAGGCCCUGCUCCCCCUGUGGAGACAUCUGGGGCAUAAUGCUGGAGGACCAGCCACCUGGUGAGUUCCCCACCUUCUCAGGGGUGAUGGGGUUCAGACUUUAAGCUUCAGCUCUGGGGUGGCAGGACAGAGAGGCAGCAGGCUCUGGCCACAGGGCUUCGGGCUCCCCCCGCUGCCUCCCCCGACCCUUCCAUCCAGGGCUUAAAUAAGUCUGCUGUGAAAAGCGAUACUUGUAUGCUUGUUAAUACCACUUUUCAUAACAGACUUACUAGCUAGCAAUAAAUAAAUUACAAUGAUUUGGACGUGGCUAUGGGCAUAUU
Molecule: messenger RNA, 6618 nt
Organism: Chelonia mydas (Green sea turtle)
Lineage: Eukaryota; Metazoa; Chordata; Testudines; Cheloniidae
Gene: TNFAIP8L1
Product: TNF alpha induced protein 8 like 1
Exons: 2
Coding region: 254-922 (222 amino acids)
Biological process (GO): negative regulation of TOR signaling; regulation of apoptotic process
Cellular component (GO): cytoplasm
Source: RefSeq, a predicted model, not a curated record